Coniosporium apollinis CBS 100218 is the source of this 993-nucleotide messenger RNA. RefSeq lists its product as uncharacterized. NCBI's taxonomy places the organism in Eukaryota, Fungi, Ascomycota, Dothideomycetes. Gene Ontology annotation, molecular function: zinc ion binding; DNA-binding transcription factor activity, RNA polymerase II-specific. The transcript has 4 exons. Bases 1 to 993 code for a protein of 330 amino acids. Gene Ontology annotation, biological process: regulation of DNA-templated transcription. The record is from RefSeq and is a predicted model, not a curated record.
AUGACCACCAGCAAACCGUACAGCCGCGUCCGAACGCCCUGCGAGCGCUGCAGUAACCUCCGUACCAAGUGCACGGGCAACAUAGACGACGAGGGCCCCUACGACCGCUGCGUCAACGCCGGCACAAACUGCGUAUGGCAGCCGGCCUCCGCCUCCAGAUCCUACCCGGGCGCCUCCGCCUCCGCCUCCCAUAUCCAUAGGCAUUCGCCCUGCCCCCGUGGUCACUCGCUCGCCGCCGCUCAGCCUCUUAUCGAGUAUCUGUGGCAGAGCGAGCCGCGGAUGACAACAUCCUUAUUUCGGGAAUUUGAGGGCGAAGAAGAGCUGCCGGCCAGUUGCGGCCCAGCCCACGCACUCAACGGACGGAGGUGCGUGUCACCGCGGGUUAACAGGAACACAGCGGCCGUAAGUGGAGAGGGCAUCGCACUAGGCGAUGAGGGUAUCACACUGUUAGGCGGCGAGGGCAUCGCGCUGCUCGAUCCAUUCUUCAGCGCCGAAAGCUCGGCACUGCAAGUCGGCUUGGAUCAGCUUUCCUGCACUUCUUCCUCCUGCAUCAAUGCUUCCUACCGAUUGGUCUCCGCCUUCUCGUCGUCCACCGCCUACUCGUCAUCCCCAUACCUUCCGUCCUCCCCAACAAUUCCACCCUUCCUUCCAGCCCCGCACGCACCGCAUGAACCCCAACAUCUACAAGCCCCCAACCUCGCUCUCGGUCUCGCGGAUCCCUUCAUUGCCCCCACGACAGGCACCACAGGCACCACUAGCGCUACAACCGCCGCCGUCGCUGCUACUACCCUACUUCAAGCUACUACAGGCGCCGCCUCCAGCAUUAGUAUCAGCGUUCCCGAAUCACGCCCCGGCGUCACAGCCCCGCAGCCCGAGCUCCAACUACUGGGCCUUCCAGGCCUUUCAGGCCUAAUUUCCACCAACGAUGUGAACAUUUUCGACUUGAUAGAGGACUGGCUCUCGACAGAGGGGUGGAAGCAGGAGGGUGUUUAG